Molecule: messenger RNA, 959 nt
Organism: Scheffersomyces amazonensis
Lineage: Eukaryota; Fungi; Ascomycota; Pichiomycetes; Serinales; Debaryomycetaceae
Gene: MMS21
Product: SUMO ligase
Exons: 1
Coding region: 104-952 (282 amino acids)
Biological process (GO): double-strand break repair via homologous recombination; protein sumoylation; protein ubiquitination
Cellular component (GO): Smc5-Smc6 complex; nucleus
Molecular function (GO): zinc ion binding; ubiquitin-protein transferase activity; SUMO ligase activity
Source: RefSeq, a predicted model, not a curated record
CGUGCACUUUGGCUAGAGAAUGACGCGCCUAUUUUAAGACUCUUGAAUUAUUUUGACUAGUUGAUACUAUAUGUUGAGGUAUUACAGAUAGACUACAUAUAGAAUGGUAGAUAAUGUUAAAUUAGAAAGGCCAUCAUGGUUCCCGUUAAAUUCCUAUGUACCUUUGGAUAAAGGUAUUAUGAGGGAUUUAGAAAUGGCUUGUAAGGUCGAUAGUAAUGUAUAUUCUAAUAUUGACGAAUUAAUGCAGCAAAUAGUCAAAGAUACUCAGAAAUAUAUCAACAAUUUUGCUGAAGGAUAUACAUGGAGUAUUGACGAAAUGUAUCUUAAUUCUAAUCUUAAGAAUUUAGAAAAUUUGAUCAAAAUUAAGUUUGAUUUGGAUACAUAUAGAUCUAGCUUAAGGACAGCUAAAGAAAGCAUCAAAGAACAAAUGCGACAAGAAGCAGAAUAUACCGAAGACGAAUUAAAUACUUUAAUGAGAGAAAAUAAUGGUCUAAACAGACCUCAAAACCUAGUGGAUUUUAUGAAUACACUGCUUAAUAGUUCAGGGCAAGAAGAUCAAUAUCGAAGAAUACUUCGGGCUAAUGAGGAUUAUCAGUUUAUAAAAAAUGUUUCAUUCAUAUCUAAGAAUCCGGAAGAUCCAAUUCCAGACGAAGAUGACGACGAAGAAUUAAAUGUGGCUGGAGGGAAAGUAUCAUUAAAAGAUCCUAUUUCGCUUCAGUUUUUCAGGGAUCCGGUUUGUUCAAAUAAAUGUAAGCAUACUUUUGAGAAAAGCUCCAUUGAAGCCCAAUUCUCCCACGGAUCAUCUGCACAAUGUCCAAUCGAUGGGUGUUCCAAGACUAUUACAAAAAAUGAUUUGUUUCCUGACAAACUCAUGAUGAUUAGAGUUUCAAUAUUCAAAUCAGCAGCUUCGAAAGAUAAGGAAGGGGACGAAAGUUUGGAAAGAAUCAUAUGAUUUUGAA